Molecule: messenger RNA, 2381 nt
Organism: Dendroctonus ponderosae (mountain pine beetle)
Lineage: Eukaryota; Metazoa; Arthropoda; Insecta; Coleoptera; Curculionidae
Gene: BBS1
Product: Bardet-Biedl syndrome 1 protein homolog
Exons: 11
Coding region: 449-2230 (593 amino acids)
Biological process (GO): protein localization to cilium; non-motile cilium assembly
Cellular component (GO): axoneme; centrosome; BBSome
Molecular function (GO): patched binding; smoothened binding
Source: RefSeq, a predicted model, not a curated record
UUAAGUCUGACAUUUUCGAUCAGAAUGCUCAAGAGAUUGUUUGAGGUGGAUCGACUCGAUAUAUUUUCAGUGUUUUUUCGAGUUUUUAUAGUGACAAGCAACCGAGCGCUGGUAUGGAAUAUUUCAGCUAACAUCCAGGAGCAGUCCGUUCAAGUGAAAAGGUGUUUGAUGGCAUUUGGCAAGGUUUAAGAAGAACUGGUUUUGCCCAAUGAUUGUUUAACGUUCAAGAACCGAGAAGACUUACGAAGAUGAAAGCGCAAAAAAUGUAUUUUUGAUAGCGCGGAUUUGAACGUAUUCAAGUUUCCUGCAGUGGAACUGGGGGAUAUUCAAAUUAUUCCUGCAACCCUGGUAAAUGAAUGAUUUUUUAAAUGCACAGGGCGCAUGAAUCCUCAAAUCGGGUAGCAACGAGUGUACAAACAAAAAGUAUUUAGUGUUUUUAGAGGCCAACAUGAGUAGAGGAGAGUUGGGAAUUUCACGAUGGCUAGAAGCCCACACAGAUCGCAGCGCAGGCUUAACAACGUUACCAGGAAACAUGGUUCUUGCAGAUGUAGCAGGAACCGGCGACUAUCACUUGGUUCUUACCGAUUUGAAGUUCAACCAAGACACCAAAUGCCGGCUGAAGGUUUACAAAGGAACGUUGCUGGUUUCUGAUCAACCCUUGCCGGAUAUUCCCAGUUCUGUAGUGAGUUUUUAUGCUGAUCAAUUAGAGCCGAGAAUACCCGUUGUGGCUGUGGCAUGCGGAUCGGAACUGUUUGCCUACAAGAAUCUGAAGCCUUUUUACAAGUUUCGCGUGCCGUUUUGCCCCCUUGUUGAUGAGGAGGCCGGCGUUUGGACUGAAGUGACCAACAGCGAGAGUUUUGGGGCAGACAAACUAAAUGCCUUAAAGGCCAUUCCGUAUGCAAGUUUAAGUGCCAGAUCGCAAUAUAUUUUGAACCAGACUUCCCCAAUCCUCGUGGAGGAAUUGCUGCGCAAAUGUGGCAAAACCAUGCCAACUAAGGAGAAUAUAAUCACUUGUAUGGCUUCAAUGGCACGCAGCUCCAGAGAUAGAAGAGCGAUAGCUUGUCCUAUCAUAGCCACUGAGUUUGGCAGCAUUUUCGUUCUAGAUCCGCAGAAUUUCGCCAUUCUUCACCAAGCCAACACCUGCAACGUCAAAGCAACCCCCUUCAUCAUAAAAAGCACCGGGUUGUUCGAUGUGGAGUUUCGGUUGCUGAUCGCGACCAGAGAAGGGCACAUUUGCCUCCUAAGAAAAGGCUGGCUGGAAGGAAAGUGCCUCAUCCAACUCACUUCAGAUAUAGUCGACAUGGUGGCGGUGCCGGGGGACAAUUUUGUAAUUGUGGCCACUUCCGAUAAGGCUUUGCAUUGCUAUUCAAAAAAGGGCCAGCGACUUUGGUCUACAACUACAGCAAACCUUGUAACUUGCAUGAGUUUGGUUCCUUUGGAGCACAUCAGCACUUGCAUGGUGGCCAUCGGGCUGAAGAACGGCUCUAUUCAGCUCUACCAAGGCAGGCAACCAGUGGAUUUUACUUCCGUGGCCGAUUCCCCAUCGGUUAUUACAUUCGGGCAGUUGGGACAAGAGGAACAUGUUAUGGUAGUUAUUACAAUAGGGGGGUCGAUCAGCUUCAAAAUUCUUAAACGGACCGCGGAUUUUUCCUCGAAAGUACAAGAGAACUCCCCGAUGUUGCAAUCGAGGCCGCUGCCAUUGCCUAAGAGAAGCAAGCUGUUUUUGGAGCAGAGCAUUCGCGAGAGAAAGAAUGCCUUAGAGAUCCAUCAGACGUUCCAGCAAGACCUAAUAAGACUGCGCCUGUCGGCAGCCAGAGCGCUGGUUCAAAAUCUCAGCGAUCAGUCGGGAAUCGGCAAUGAAAAGGAGCAGCUCAAGUUGUCAGCGCAGGUGUUGGGGCUUGGGCCCAAAUUUACCGUUAUACUUAGUCUGGAGAACAUCAAUCCCAAUAACCCGUUGGUUGGUUUGUGUGUGACUUUUCAUGUGAAUCCUUUAUAUUAUGUACUGUCUUUAUAUGCUGCGAAGGUGCCUUUGAUACCUCCGAGUUUGUCGUAUAAGCUGGAAACCAAAGUGGAAGAAGUGAUUAAGGAAGGUGUGGAAAGUGAUGACUUACCAGUGGGAGGAGAAAAGGGAAAUUGCAAAGUAAUCCGGGUUUUUGUCACGAGGGAGCUAAUGCCUGUACCAGUGCUGGCUGCCACCAUAAACAUGCCGCCUACUGAACUGAUUGUUUAAUUAAAAUUUGGUUGCAAAAAUCUGCGUUGAUUCUUCCUUAAGCUGAGUUUUUGGCAAGUUACUUUACACCUGCAGCACACAAAUAUUACAGUAAUAUUUUUUUGCAAUAUUUAAUAUAGGUUGAAGCGACAGAUUCUUGAAUAUUAUAACA